Phycomyces blakesleeanus NRRL 1555(-) is the source of this 657-nucleotide messenger RNA. RefSeq lists its product as hypothetical. The coding region runs from base 12 to 386 and encodes 124 amino acids. NCBI's taxonomy places the organism in Eukaryota, Fungi, Mucoromycota, Mucoromycetes, Mucorales, Phycomycetaceae. The record is from RefSeq and is a predicted model, not a curated record. The transcript is spliced from 2 exons.
ACCAUUACGUGAUGUUUACUUGCCCCUAUAGAAACAACCGUAAUGUAAUUGUUCACAGCUGGCUCGUUGGUACAGUACAGUUCUACUUUCAGCAUGUAGAUUUCUAUGGCUUCCCACACUUUCUUGCUUUCGUGGAGGUCAUGAAGGAACAUGACGCAGCUGGCCAUGACUUAUCAGUACCUAUCGUCAAACAAUGGUCACAAAGCACCUGUACACUAGGCCACCAAAUGCAACUGACUUAUGCAGUUAUAAGUGUAAAUGACAUUUGUCAUCAAGUUGGUCUGGUCCAAUACCCACCAAAUGGAAACCAGUUUUAUGUAAUCGUGCCCUAUUAUAUUUUUAACAACAACAUGUGCAUUACUAAAGGCAAUCUUUCUAUUCUGUAAUCCUUUUUAUUUUUAUCUUAUUUUUCUAUAUGCUCUAUAUUCUUAUAUCUUUUAUAUUUUUUAUAUCAUUCUUGUAUCUUAUAUUCUUUUUUUAAUUUUCUCUAUUUCUUAUGUUUUUUUUCAAUCUCUAUAUGCCCCGUCUUUCUUUUCUUCUUUAUAUACUCUAGUUUUUUUUCUAUUCUCUAUACACCUUAUGCUUUUCUCUUCAUUCCCUAUAUGCUCUAUAUGUUAUUACGCGAUUUAAAUAAAAUCAAAUUGCUAAUUCAUCAAG